This is a messenger RNA of Photinus pyralis (common eastern firefly), 2823 nucleotides long. RefSeq names its product protein limb expression 1 homolog (gene lft). Gene Ontology annotation, cellular component: cytoplasm; membrane. Gene Ontology annotation, biological process: autophagosome maturation. The coding region runs from base 1174 to 2037 and encodes 287 amino acids. The transcript has 6 exons. Lineage: Eukaryota; Metazoa; Arthropoda; Insecta; Coleoptera; Lampyridae. The record is from RefSeq and is a predicted model, not a curated record.
AUAAUGGAGCAAGAAAUAUUUCAAAUUUAAAAUCAAUAAAAGGAUUGAGGAAAUGAGGAUGUGUGGAAGAGUGCAAGUAAGAUGUUUCAUCACCUUCUUUCACAUCCAAACUUUUGAUAUCAUGUACUGCGAAAUAAAAAAUCAAAGUAUGAUGUGCAAAGUACUAACAAAUUGGAUGUAAUUAAUGUAUGACUGCAUAUUAUAUCGCAUCGGCACUGUUACAAGGUUAAGCGAUCAUUAUAAAAAGUACAAGGGACAAGGACGGAUUUUGCUUUGUGUUGUUAUGGGAGUAAAUAUUGUACCAAGCUAUUCGCUUAUUCCCAUGGUUAUCAAGGACAAUGGCAGGGUUUAAUCCUGUGGUGGGUCCAUUUUAAAAUGUAUCGUCUCUAAUCUUUCAGUCCAUGCCAAAAAUCUAAAACGCAGAGAACAGUUGUUUCCAAGAUUUGCAUAGGGAAAGGAAGUUGACUCCACAUUUAAGUUAAGCUGAGUCAGUCUGUUUACGUCAGAGUUCCAGCAAGUCGCCGUUUCCGUUUUAAAAGUUUUUGUUAAAUAAUUGAGUUCGUCGUCCAGUCUAUGAAAGUGUCACAUUGAUGUAAAAUUUUCGUUAGUACCCGUUCAACCAAAUGUCAAUCACAAGUUAAUAAAAAUGUGAAUUUGUUAAAGCUCUAAGUUUUUCGUGAAAGUGAAGUUUCGUCAGUAAGUGCGUUCCGUUGGACCAAUUUUAAUCGUAGAUAUUUCUGUCCAAAUUAAUAUUCAGGUUCAAUUCUAUUCAAUUAUUAUGCCAGAUGUACCAAACCGAAUGCUUGUUUCAAUUUCCCAAAAUGAUGUUACUCCUGACCUAGUGGUCCAACAUGAGCGAAUAAAAUAUUGAAACUUUACAUUGGAAUAGCCAAUCAAUCAAUCUCAACGCACCGUUUGUAAUAAAAGUGUACACAACAAUUAAACUGACGCAUUCUUCCAAAUUUGACUCAAAUCAUAUUUCAAGUAAAGGCGUAUAUGGCAGAAGAUAAAAGGGUUAUCAUAUUUCGAAUGAUAAAGUGAAAAUGAUCUUGGCAUCUUUUAGUGGCUCUUAAAAUAUAAUUUUAAUGAUCCAGGAUAAGUGAAAGCUUCAUCCUACUGUGAGUGUAGGCUGCAUGUAAUGGAAUAGUAAUAAGCGGAAGAUAAAACGAAAACAUGCUCGAGCUAUGGAAGAAGAAAUUUACUACCGCGCAGUAUUCUAUGGAAUAUCGCCGUCCGACAGUAUUCGUGCUUUCACAAUGGCAAACAAGUUCCAAACCAACUUUACUAUAUUUAAUCUAUAAGUGGGCAAUAACCAUAUUUUUUAUUGUCAGUUGGGUGGUGUCGAUCAUUGACAUACCUCAUUUAAAUGAGCCAAAUUUUAAUCACGCAAAGUGGUUAAUAUAUCUUACUAAUUGGGGUUUUACGAUGUGUACGAUACAAUCACUUUUGAGUACCACUAUGGUAACCAUAUGCUAUUCGGUUCCAUCGCACGAUUCUGAAACAUCGACCAGUCAAGAUCAUAAAAUCCUCGGACUAUAUAAAGUCUAUUGGGUUACGAACAUUAUUGCAACAGAUAUAGCGUUUGGAAUCACAAUCGUUUACUGGACUUUACUUUAUGAUGCGAAAUAUGUGCCGUUAAGCGCUGUGAAUAUUAUUGUUCACGCUUUCAACUCUGUGAUAAUGUUCAUCGAAUUAUGCGUAGCAAGGCAUCCCGUACGAUUGAUUCAUUUUUACUGGCCAUUAAUCUUUGGAGGUUGCUACAUUUGUUUUACUAUUAUAUACUACUUUUCGGGAGGAACUGGCAAGGACCAGACGCCGGCAAUUUACCCUAUUUUAAAUUGGAGCAAAGGAGAGAUGACAGCAAUCGUAUGUGUAGUUGUGUGCGUCUUCGUGGUCUUCCUGCACAUUUUGACAUACGGUAUUUUCAAACUUAGAAAGGUCUUCCACAAAAAGUGGUUUCAAGUAAAGGACGAAAGGUUGAGCUUAGAAGUUGGAAAAGAUAAUCCCAUUUCGGUACUACCAAAUGAUUUAGUCUGAAUUUUGUCACUAGAAUAUACCAAGUGUGCCAAUACCAAAGCGUACCUAAUCAAUAUUCCUGCCUAAUAUAGUGUGCAUAGCUUUUGCAGGUUGUAAACUUCAUUUCAGAAGUCCGUGUAGUGGAGGAAUGUGCCAGAGCACAGUCAAAAUUCAAACCGGGCAAAUAGGAAAACCACGCUCGAUAGCAAUAAAGGGGUCUUAGACAAUAAAUAACGAUCAUGGUUUUCUGUUUUAUAUGUACACGGGCGUGCAAAAGUUAGAUAUAAACAAAACAUGACACGUUAUGCAAUAUGCCUAGAGGUGUAUGCAGCAGUCAUGUUAAUAAUUAAUGGUUCUGCCAAGAUGUCCAACGUAAAAGUAAGUACAAAUCAUUAGAAUCGCAUUCCAUGAAUUUAUGCAAGUGGAUGAAGUAUAAUUAUUUAUAAUUAACACGUAUAAUCACUGUUCUUAGGUAAUUAUUAAAAUCUAUGAAUAAACACGUACCGAAACCCCAAAGUAUGUUUAAAUGGUGCGCUACUGGAAUAUAGCGGUAAUCAUAUUCCUCCACUGCACGGGCAUCUGAAAUUAAGUUUUAGUAAAUUACCUAAGAUAAUGUGGAAAAACUGAACACAAUGGGCGAUUUUUCCAACGCCUAAUAUGCGUUUAGUAUCAUGGAUAAGGGAUUAUGGGUCAUGGCUGAUGUGACAUUCCUUUUUAUAUGAUUACCACUAAACUGUAUGUAACGUGUAUUUUUAAUACACUUAGCAAAUUUGUAUAAAUUUCUUUAUUAAUAAAAAAAGAUUUUUA